UCAACAACCAGUGCUCUCUUCAGACUCUAGCUAACAUCUCUAGCUGCACUUGUUACUGCUCUUUCUAUCAUCUUCACAGCAAGAAUCAAGAUUUGUUUAGGCACUAGUGUCUUCCUCCACCAAAAGGAAAAGCAACAAUGUCCGGCAUCAUGAAAGUGUUUCUGCUCCUGGCUGUCAUCGUCUGCAUCACUGAAGCCCAACGUCAUCAAUCAGGAGGCUGUCUGUGUCAACGUGUCAGUAGUAAAAUACGCUCAAAAGUAAAGGACAUCCAAAUCUACCCGGCAACCACGUUCUGUGACAAAGUGGAGAUUGUUGUCACCGACAGAAGAGGACUUCGCUUUUGCCUGGACCCUGAGUUGGCGGCAGUCCAGAGACUCAUGGCUUCCAUCAUAAAAGCCAGAACCACAGCCAGACCAGCUGCGCUCACUUCCAGCCCAGACAGCACCAACACAGCUAGCCUCUAAUUCUUUCAACUCCUGGGAUCCAAAAGAAGCUAAAAUGACCUCUGACCCUGUUUGAAAAGGAAUGUAGAUGUGGAAUGAAUGAAACUGUUUGUCUAUUUAUCCUCUAUUUAUACUCAUGUGCACUGUAGUAUAUCUGUUAUUUUUUACAUUUCUUUUAUUCGUUUUUGUAAAUUAAUGUAUGUGUUGAACCAAGUCCUUUGCCUUUUGGUAAUUUAGUGUUUUUCUAAAUAAAUAUAAAAUCAAU
Molecule: messenger RNA, 708 nt
Organism: Trematomus bernacchii (emerald rockcod)
Lineage: Eukaryota; Metazoa; Chordata; Actinopteri; Perciformes; Nototheniidae
Product: C-X-C motif chemokine 10-like
Exons: 4
Coding region: 138-464 (108 amino acids)
Biological process (GO): immune response
Cellular component (GO): extracellular region
Molecular function (GO): chemokine activity
Source: RefSeq, a predicted model, not a curated record